CGGACCGCGGCACACGUCCGUGGGGAAGCCAGGACCGCAGCCCGGCGACAGCCCUGAGGACGACUCCCGCAACGCCCCGCCACCCCCGUUUCCGGGACGCGGGCGCCCACCGCGGCCUCGGAACAGGAAGUGACGUAGCGCUCGGCGGCCCGGAGAAGCCUGACGAGGACCAUUCUAGAAGCAAGGAGAACAAUCGCCCGUCCGGCCGCCUGCUUGUCCAGUCAGAACGUCUGGCGCCCAGACGCCGGCGGCCGGCGCGUUAGGAGCUGGGGGAGGAGGCGACAUGGACACCGCAGCGGGCGUCGAGAAGGCCGCGGCCCCGCCGCCCGGCCCCCAGCGUGCCCAGAGCGGGCAGGGGAGCGCUCGGGUUCCCCCAAAGGAGUUGGCUGUGCUGCUGUGCAACAAAUCCAAUGCAUUUUACAGCCAUGGGAAAUGGAAUGACGCAUUUCUUGCUGCCAAGGAGUGUCUCCAGUGGGAUCCAACCUAUGUGAAGGGAUACUACCAAGCUGGCUAUGCCUUGUUGCAGUUGCUCCAGCCUUAUGAAGCUGCUUGCACAUUUUUUGAGGGUCUGCAACUUCUGCAGAACAGCCAAGACCAAGCACAGGUUCCUGAUUUCCUUAUUGGGAUUUUCACCACUAUGAACAGUGAUUCCAUUGCUUUGCAAAGUUUCUUGCCCUGCUUUGAUCACAUUUUCACCACUGGAUUUUCAACAAAAGUGUGGCAAUCUGUAAUGGAAAAGUUGGCAAAGAAAGGAUUAUGGCAUUCAUUUUUACUUCUGUCAGCAAAAAAAGACCAACUACCAGGACAUCUUCGUGUCCCAGAGUUAUCACUGAAAAGUCUCUUUGAGAAGUAUGUCUUCAUUGGACUUCAGGAGAAAAUGAAACAGGUGCCUGAGGUAGUCCAGUGGCUCAUCUCCAUUGGUGCCAGCAUUGAGACAAUAGGACCUUACCCUCUGCAUGCCCUCAUGAAACUCUGUAUCCAAGCAAAGGAAAACCAACUUUUCAGGUGGCUAAUGGAGCACAAGCCCGAAUGGAAAGGACACAUCAACCAGAAAGACGAGACUGGCCGCACUGUCCUGCACAUCGUCGCUGUCCGCUCCUCAGGGUAUCUCAUCAAGCGACAAACGGAAGAUGUGCAGAUGCUCCUGCACUUUGGUGCAGACCCCACUCUUCUGGAUCAACAGUCUCGGUCUGCUGUGGAUGUCCUGAAAAGGAGUAAGAACUUCAGAGCCAUCGAGAAAAUCAACAGUCAUUUGAAAAAGCUGGCUACCCGUUCUGUGGACCUAUCAGAAAUCCCUCCUGACCUGGUCUGUGACAUCAAUCAAGACUGUGCCAACAGCUUCAUCAAAUUCUUGCUGGAAAAACAGAAGUGGCCUGAAGUGCUUCGGUUGCUGACCCGCCAAGUCACUGGGGAGCUGCCUCUUGGAGAUUGCUUCAUCAAAGACUACAACUUCUCAGACCUCGACAUCUGUACCAUCAUCCCCCACCUCAGCGCCUGGGACCAGCGGAAGACACAGCUCCUGGGCUGCCUGAUAGACAACGGAGCCUUGCCUGAGGGUCUCCAGGAGGGCCAGGAGAGGCCACUCCCCAUGUGCCUGAAGUGCGAGGACUUCGAGUUGGCUUUUCUUCUCCUGAGCAAGGGUGCAGACCCCCGUGGAAUUUCUCUCCUGGAAGGUGACACUCCUUUGCAUGCAGCGUUCCACAUCUUUCUAGAAAUCAAAGCUGACAUCGGUUUUAACUUCCUCAGGCACCUGUUGGAGCUGUUCUGGACUAACCCAACCAAAUUUUGCUACCUCAGCCCCAACAUCCAGGAUGGCCAUGGGAACACCCUGAUGCACAUCCUCUUUCAGAAGGGCACACCAAAGAGCAUGAAAAAAGUGAUAGAGCUGCUGGCAAAGUUUGACAUCAACUUCAACCUAAAGAACAAAGAAGGCAAGGACGCACGACACCGGAUUAAGAAGAAUGACCCUCUGCUAAUUGCCUGGAACAAAGCUGUGACUGACAGCAAGAGGAAGAGCCGGCAGGACUCUGCUGCCCUCUCGGGUAAUUACUCACAGCCCACUGCCUCUGGUCAUAUGUGUCAACCCAUGAUCCAGAGUUCAUUGCCGUGCAACGCCAUUGCUGGAAUCCUGUCGGAAGAAGAUAGGAUUCCUGGUAGCUGGGAGACUCUCCCGGCUGCCCUAGUGAUGAGGCAGAAGCCUGAAUCCAUCAGACCACACUCUUUAAGAGAUUGCCUUCUGCAGGAUAUCACAGUUUUGAUUCAGCAGGUUGAAUUAGAUAUGCCCCACCCAGAGGACUAUCCUCAGAGAUCUGAGCCUCAGAAGGAAGAAGCCAGCAUAAUAAGAAAGAAAGACAAACUCCAGCAAACGCUGGGAAACUCUGACUAUAAAGAGAACAGUCCUGCCAUCCCCAAGGCAGGGGAAGCACAUGCUCAGACAUGCCCUGGGGACUCACAGCUCAUUCCUGUUGGUAACAGAAGGAGGAAGGGCAAGACUGACCAAGGCUGGAGCAUGCGGGAAAUUGAGGUCUACUUCCAGAGCUUUGAUAACAUGGCCUGGGAUAUUGAGUGCACUUCGGAAAUGCUGAAGAAACUGUCCAGUAAGGUAAUGACCAAGGUCAUAAAGAAGAAAAUCAUCCUUACCGUCCAGAAGCUGGGGAAUGGAGAGUGGACCCAGGGCUUGCAGAAGCGACUGAAGCACCUGAAAGGAAGCAUCCAGCUGUUCGAAGCCAAGCUGGACAAAGGAGCCCGGAUGCUCUGGGAGAUUGCUGUUGACUCCUCCCCUCGACGCAGUGAUAAUCCAGAGAAGAACAUUACCAUGGGGCGCAACACAUACACCAUAGGAAAGUCGGAACAGGUCUACACUGAGAUCAUCCGCAUCUGGGAUAUCGUCUUGGAUCACUGCAAACUAUCUGAUUCUAUCAAGGCCGUCUGCAGUGCCUACAACCGGGGCUUGUCCUGUGUCCUGCAGAAGAAGCUGAAGGGUGUCAAUAAAGGCCAAGUGUCAGCGAACAAGAAAAUCCAAAAGUAUAUACCCCGUUGCUUUGUGGAGGAUACAGAGCAGGAGAAAGUGUGUGUGGAUCUUGAGAACACUCCCCCGACCAGUGUGGUGGGGACAGAGUAUAAUGCCCUGAAGUUUCAUAGGUUCGGCACCAACACAGUCUUCAGCAUCCUCAAUGACACGAUGGCCCCAGUGGAGUGCCCCUUCCGCCUGGGGGAGCUGGAGUACUCGGUGAUCAACCUCAACCCCAGGCCGCUGGAGCCCAUCAUCCUCAUUGGGCGGAGUGGCACUGGGAAGACAACCUGCUGCUUGUACAGGCUGUGGAAGAAAUUCCACAUAUACUGGGAAAAAGCCGAGCAGGCAGGAAGUCCACUGCUGACCAAACAGAUCUGGCCAAAGAGAAAGUUGAAGGUGGGACUUGGAAAAGAGGGUCUGGGCAGGGAGGAAAAGGAGGAGGAAGAAGGUGAGGAAGAGCCAGGUUCCACUGAAAUGGAAACGGCAGAUCCUCUAGAUGAGGAGCAGGAGAGGGGAGCCUGUGCGGGCAGGGCAGGUGUGGAGUGUGGCCAAGCAGCGGAAGGAUGUGCUCCAAGACACCCCCGUCAGCUGGAGCAUUUGCAUCAGAUCUUUGUGACCAAGAACCAUGUCCUGUGCCAGGAAGUGCAGAGGAAUUUCAUUGAGCUGUCCAAGGUUACCAAAGCCACCAGUCACUACAGACCACUGGGCCCCCAUGUGCACAAGCUCCAGGACCUGAGGGAUGAGAACUUCCCUCUGUUUGUGACCUCUAAACAGAUGCUCCUCCUGCUUGAUGCUUCUCUGCCGAAGCCAUUUUUUCUGAGAAACGAAGAUGGAAGCCUGAAAAGGAGCAUUACAGGAUGGUCCACACAAGAAGAGUUGCUCAUCCCAAGUUGGCAGGAGGAUGAAGAGGAGGCUGAGGCAGAUGGGGACUACAGCGAGGAGGACAAAGCUCUAGAAACACAGCCAGAUGACGGUGACCCCCGGGUGUACGUGACGUUUGAGGUGUUCACCAAUGAGAUAUGGCCCAAGAUGACCAAGGGGAAAACCUCCUACAACCCUGCACUGAUUUGGAAAGAAAUAAAGUCUUUUCUGAAAGGUUCUUUUGAGGCCCUCAGCUGUCCCCAGGGGAGACUCACCGAAGAAGCGUAUAGGAAGUUAGGGAGGAAGCGCUCCCCCAAUUUCAAGGAAGACCGCAGCGAGAUCUAUAAACUCUUCUGCCUGUAUCAGCAGAUCAGGUCCCAGAAAGGUUACUUCGAUGAAGAGGAUGUUCUGUACAACCUGUACCGCAGGCUGUCGAAGCUCAGGGUGCUCCCAUGGUCCAUCCAUGAACUCUAUGGUGAUGAGAUUCAGGACUUCACCCAAGCUGAGCUUGUGCUACUGAUGAAAUGCAUCAAUGACCCCAAUGCCAUGUUUCUCACUGGAGACACAGCCCAGAGCAUCAUAAAGGGCGUGGCCUUCCGCUUCAGUGACCUGUGCUCGCUGUUCCACUAUGCCAGCACAAACACCACAGACAAGCACUGUGCUGUCCGGAAGCCUAAGAAGAUCCACCAGUUAUACCAGAAUUACAGGUCCCACUCAGGAAUCCUCACUCUGGCAUCUGGAGUGGUGGAUUUACUUCAGUUCUAUUUCCCAGAAUCUUUUGAUCGCCUUCCCAGGGACUCUGGCCUCCUGGAUGGCCCCAAACCAACUGUCCUGGAGUCUUGCAGUGUAAGCGACUUGGCAAUUUUGCUAAGAGGGAAUAAAAGGAAAACCCAGCCCAUUGAAUUUGGAGCCCACCAGGUAAUCCUUGUAGCCAAUGAAACGGCUAAGGAGAAAAUUCCAGAAGAGCUGGGGUUAGCACUUGUACUAACAAUUUAUGAAGCAAAAGGCUUAGAAUUUGAUGAUGUCCUCCUUUACAACUUUUUUACUGAUUCUGAGGCUUACAAGGAGUGGAAGAUCAUUUCCUCAUUCAGACCUUCAUCAUUGGAUUCCGGAGGUAAAAACCAACCCUUAGCUGAAGAGCCCCUGGAGAAACCAAGUUCCUCUCGGGGUCAUUCUAUCAAGGUGAAUCCAGAAAUGUACAAGCUCCUUAAUGGAGAGCUGAAGCAGCUAUACACUGCCAUCACACGGGCUCGUGUCAACCUCUGGAUCUUUGAUGAAAACCAAGAGAAACGGGAUGCUGCUUUCAAAUAUUUCAUUGAAAGAAAUUUUGUCCAAGUUGUGAAGACAGAUGAAAAUAAGGACUUUGAUGAUAGCAUGUUUGUUAAGACCUCGACUCCUGAGGAGUGGAUUGCCCAAGGAGAAUACUAUGCCAAGCACCAGUGCUGGAAGGUUGCAGCCAAGUGUUACCAAAAAGGAGGUGCAUUUGAGAAGGAGAAGUUGGCUCUGGCCCACAAUACUGUCCUGAACAUGAAGUCUAAGAAAGUCAGCCCUAGGGAAAAGCAGUUGGAGUAUUUGAAACUGGCUAAGACAUACUUGGAAUGCAAUGAGCCAAAGCUGUCGCUUAAGUGUCUGAGCUGCGCCAAGGAGUUUCAGCUCUGUGCCCAGCUGUGUGAGAGGCUGGGAAAGAUAAGAGAGGCGGCCUAUUUCUAUAAACGAAGCCAGUGCUACAAAGAUGCUUUCAGAUGCUUUGAGCAGAUUCAGGAAUUUGAUCUGGCUCUCACAAUGUACUGCCAAGAGGAGCUUUUUGAAGAAGCGGCUAUCGCAGUGGAAAAGUAUGAAGAAAUGCUAAAGACCAAGACUUUCCCCAUUUCUAAGCUCUCUUACUCUGCCAGUCAGUUUUACUUGGAAGCUGCAGCAAAGUACCUGAGUGCAAAUAAGACUGAGGAGAUGCUGGCUGUCCUGUCCAAGCUAGACGUAGAAGACCAGCUAGUGUUCCUGAAGUCUCGGAAGUGCCUCGCGGCAGCUGCAGACCUGCUGCACAGGGAAGGGCGGAGAGAAGAGGCUGCCGUGCUGAUGAGGCAGCACGGUCACCUCCUGGAGGCCGCCAGGCUCACGGCUGACAAGGGCUUCCAGGCCUCCUGUCUCCUGGCGGCUGCUCGCCUCAAUGUGGCCAGAGAUUAUGACAUCGAACACACCAAGGUCAUCCUGAGGGAAGCACUUGGUCUCUGCUCUCAAACCAGCCAGUUGUCUGGCAUUGCUGAGGCCCAGUUUCUGCAGGGAGUGAUCCUGAAAGACUUCCAGAAGCUCAAGGAUGCCUUCCUCAAGUUCGACAUGCUCAACCACUCAGCCGGAGUGGUCGAAGCGCUGUAUGAAGCAGCCAGCCAGUGCGAGGCUGAGGCUGAUAAGGUUCUGGCCCUGGCCCCGGUGGGCUUGGCAGUCCUCCUCAGACUGGUCAGGGCCCUCCAAAGGGUGACUACCAACGCUGAGAAGGAAAUGGUCAAGUCUUGCUUUGAGUUUUUUGGAAUUUCUCAGGUGGACACCAAGUACUGCCAGAUAGCUCAGAAUGACCCUGGGCCCAUAUUAAGACUAGUUUUUGACCUGGGUUUGAACUUGAGAGAGAAGAAAACUAACGACUAUUUCUUGAUAAUGACUGAACAAGUGAAAUUAGCGCUAAACAAACACCUUUUGAACAGGCUAUGUCAAAUCACACGGAGCCUGCUUGGGAACACCUACCCUGGGGUCUGCAGGAGGUUUAUUGUAGGCUUAAAAUGUGAGAAGGAGAGCUGUGAAGAUUUCCACAGGCCUCUGCGGCGCUGUGAGGCCAAGUGUUUGGUUCAGUCAAAAACACACCUGGUGGCAAUCAAUGGAUUGCUUUUGGAAGCCAAAAAAGUAUUCCCCAAACUCUUAGCUGAAGAACUUAAAGAGAUCGACUGUAUUCUGUCCACAGACGUGUAUGGCUUUUGCAAAUCCUUCCUCAGUGUCCUCUUUCCUAAGCAUUUCCAUCCGAGAGUACUGUCGGAAAACCCUAUGGCUUGCAAAGAAGUCCUCAGGCUGAGUCAGGCAUCCUUCCGAUACUGCAGGUCUGCCUUGAAAGAGUAUGUCCAUGCUCUGUUCCAGAGUGAAGGGGCUUGCGGCCGCCGCGAAUCCACGGACCUGUGGCUGAGCGCCAUGCAGGCUUUCCUCCUCUCCUCGCAGUACCCAGAGGAGUUUGAAAAGCUGCUCCACCAGGAGGAGGACAGCUACAACCAGGAACUCCGAGCUCUGGAGUCGGCAAAAGAGGACAAGGGUGGGGGGAGAGGCAGCAGGGCGAAGAGAAUAGAAGGGAAGUCCGGCAUGCUGGUUCCCAGCAGGGACGACGCGAGCGUGGGGAGGAGCGCCCUGUGCUUCAUCCGGCUGCUGGAGAGCUGCAUCGACCAGCUCUAUGUGCACAGGAACCCGGAGGGCUACAAGAAGCUCUUCUUCCGCUUCAUGAACGUUCUCAUCAGGCGCUGCAAAGAACCGCUCAUCCCCAGCGUUGGAAACACAGUGGCCUUGCUGGAGGCCCAGUUUGUCCACUGCGCGGUGGUGCUGGCCCGCCUCUGGAAGAAUGGCGUGCUGUGCCUCCCCAGGAGCUACAUUGCGCUCUUGCACUACUGGGAGUUCCUGUUCUGCAAAAAGGACAAGGAGUUCGGGGAUGUUUUCUCCAUCAUUCAGGAGUACAAACCCAAGGACGUGGCCAAAGCCAUUCAGGAUUUCCGGUUCCACCUCUCUUACCUCGUCAAGGUGCUGUGUGGCUGCGAGAACGUGCACUUCAACGUCAUGCUUGAUGCCUUCAGUGGGAUAGCCCGUGUGGUCUCGGGGGAGGCUGAGCGGACACUGGUGCUGUGCUUGGUGCUGCUGGUGAAUGCCCAGGACGUCCUGCAGCCAUUCUGCAAGCCUCUCCUCUGCCGCCAUUUCCAGGAGAUCGCGCGGCGGCUGCAGCUGAUGCGGGCGAGCUGUCCGGGCCAGGUCCCCGAGCGGCUCCUCAGGGUGGUGAGGCGGGUGUGCGUGGCGGUCAGUGUGAAGUCUGUGGUGGAAGCAUUGCAGGAGCUGCUGUAUCAGCGAGAUGAAGAGUACCUGAUGGACUGCCGGUGGCGCUGGGACGGUGCGCACGCCAAAGGCUCCGUGGUCCGUGGUCUCUCUCAUGAAGAAGUCAAACUGAGCAGGUUGCUCGCUAUGGAGCCUGUGGUCUACUUUGCAGAACCUGAGUGCGAGUAUGGUCAGGAUGAGGCAGAUGAGCUAGCAGUAGGAGACCGCGACCCCCUGCUGGCCGCCAUCCUUCUGCAGAAGCAGCAGAAGGCCUCCGUCCAACGCAAGCUGAGAAGAGUGUGCCUGGUGGUAUCUCUGUGCGUCAGCUGGAGGAGAAGCGUGCAUGCCCAGGCAGAGGCCACCAUGGAGGAGGCCAGAGAGCCUGGAGCUGGGAACUUUAAAAGGGCUGAUGUGGACAGGACCCAGUGUGACCUGUGUGGGGUGAAGUUUACCCGUAGCCCUGAGAACUAUUUCAGCCCCAGCAAGGCAUUCGGGGGAGCGACUCCAGAGGCUGUGGCCCUCUGCAGGGCCGAGCCGGAAGGGGAGGAGUGUCCGGAGAGGAAGAGCGAGUCUUACGAGCAGCACAUCCACCUGGAAGGCCACAGGCGGCAGCAGGCGGCCUACCAGAAGUAUGCAGAGUUCUUCCGGGAGACGGUGGACCCGGCCAUUGACGAAGGGAAGCUGGUGGUGCAGGACAUCGAGCAGAGCGUUUGGAUCCGCAGCCACGUGGGUUCCAGAGAGCACAGCCGGAUGCUGCAGAGGAAGAUUCAGGAGCACAUCAGGAGGGUUCUGGACAUAGUGGAGGACCUCUACAGGAGGAAGGCCUGGGCUGGAGCGGAAGAGGUGAUGACUCGGCUGGUCAAGAGCCUGAGCGUGGCAGUCAGAAAUGCGCAGGAGUGGUUGAUGAGAACAGAGGUCCGCCUGAAGGAGGAAGGUGUUGUUGAGAAAGAUGAUUAUGAAAAUGAAGUUGAAGACUUUGGUGAGCUCCGUCCUAGAAGAUGUUCACGGAAGUGUGGAAAGCAGAGAAAAUACUAAGGUUGCUACCGUUGCUGCCUCCUAAACCCUCAGAGUGCUCCAUCCAUUAGAAAGAAAGAAUAUAAAUUAGCUUAAGGAAGCUCAGGGGAGACUAGUCACACCUUUGCUUUUGUCCUCCUUGUCUUCUCUUUUAGGUGGUUUAGGGUGUGGUCGCUCCCUGCCCUCGGAGACCUGUUCCAUGUUUCCGAGUUAGAGUCUAGCAGUAUUAGAUGUCCCCAGACACAUCCAGGUCGGAGGAGUCAUAGCUGAAAGGAACACUGUCCUCGUCUCCACAGAGCUCCCGCUGCCUGGCUGGCUUCUGUGGUGACGAGUCGGUAGCCGGGGACCGGGUGUUCCAGACACUCUGCACCUCAGAGUUGCUACCACUUUGGGCUGGGAAAGGCCUACAGGCUCCCUCAUCUGCUGUGACCCCGCUGCAGCACAGCAUAGCACAGGAGCUCGUGCAUCGAGGGGCCCAGGAGGCAGCCUGUCUAGGCAUCUCCAGGCCCACCUGCAGCGCAGCUCCUUCUGCUACAUUUGUUAGCCUUUUCUCUCUCUGGCGCCUGCUCUCGGCCAUUCUCAGCUGCCUGUGCAAGUCAUGGUUUGACUGCACAGAAUGUAGCCAAGAAUUCACCCAGCAUCCUGUGGCCGUCCUUUGUCUCUGGGGAAUGUUUCUGGGGGCGUUCCCAGCUGGCCUCUCUCUGCUUGGCUGUGGUGCAGACAUUGUGAAAAGUGCUUUGUAGGCAGCCUUGCACGUCUGGUUUUCUUGUUGGCCACUUUGGCCUAGGUUGACAUUCUCUUAAGCUUUCACCAGGUGAGGUUGCCAUUGUGGGACAGUGACCUGCCAAGCUGCUGGCUGGGAACGGUGGACAGAGGAGGAAGCCAGCUGUCAGUGCCAGUCCGUUGGGAUUGGGCUGCGUGCGAAUCACUGCCAUUUGGCUGGUGGGCCCUGUGAGAGGGGCCGAGGCACAGGCCUGUUUGCAGGAAGCCGUUGUUCUCCCCUCCACCCAGUGCGCCAGCAGUGACCUGUAUGGCCCCGUCUGGGCAGCCAUCGUGCGCUCUGGUGGUCCCUGCGCACCCUUUUCACAGUCCUCAGCUCCAUCAGGGUGAAACGUCAGGCUCGCUUUGGUCUUUGAGUGUUUUGUCCUUGCAACAGAAUCAACUUUUCCUCCACGUUGCUUCUACUUUUGCUGCGUGUUGUUCUCCCGUACUUUUCUUUCUAACUGACCCGGUUUCCUUGCAGUGUUCAUGUGUGUAAUUUUUAUUAGGUCAGGUUUCUAACUUUUAUUCCAGUUGUCUUUUAUAAACUUUACUUGGCAGAAACAAAAAGAAAAAAAAAUACCCUAUCAAAUCUUGUAGUAUUAUCACGUUUUUAUAAAGUUCAAGCAUUUCUCUUG
Oryctolagus cuniculus (rabbit) is the source of this 10332-nucleotide messenger RNA. RefSeq names its product tetratricopeptide repeat and ankyrin repeat containing 1 (gene TRANK1). Gene Ontology annotation, molecular function: protein binding. Lineage: Eukaryota; Metazoa; Chordata; Mammalia; Lagomorpha; Leporidae. The record is from RefSeq and is a predicted model, not a curated record.